Helianthus annuus (common sunflower) is the source of this 405-nucleotide messenger RNA. Its product is annotated as leucine-rich repeat extensin-like protein 5. The coding region runs from base 1 to 405 and encodes 134 amino acids. Lineage: Eukaryota; Viridiplantae; Streptophyta; Magnoliopsida; Asterales; Asteraceae. The transcript has a single exon. The record is from RefSeq and is a predicted model, not a curated record.
AUGGCUUCAAUACUACUUCUCUCAACCACCCUCCUCUACUUAACUCUAGCUUCUGCGCAGUGCCCCUACCCUUGCAACCCACCACCAACCGCGGGUGGCGGCAACACCAACACGCCACCAUCAACAACCAUGCCACCACCCGCUACACCAACGGGGAAUAAUUACCCCCCGCCGGCGGGUAUUUACACACCACCAUCAAAUGUUUUUCCUUAUAACCCUCCAACCCCUGACUUUUAUGGAGGUGUACCACCUGCCCCGGACCCUAUAGUCCCAUGGUUCCCCUUUUACUACAAGGAUCCGCCACGUAACCCUCGUAAAUCUUCGUCGGCUGAUGCGAAAAGCGGAUCAACGGCUGUGAUUUUCUUAGUCCAUGUUGUUAUGUUCGUCCAGUUGAUGCUAUAUUAG